AUGGAUACUCGCGGGGCCGCUGUGGUCCGCGUGAAGAGAAAGCGCAGCGCGGAGCCCGCUGAGGCGCUCGUCCUCGCUUGUAAACGCCUCCGCUCCAGCGCAGAUGAGUCGGGAACCCAGGAGACACCCCUAGAGGGUCUGGAGAGAGCAGCGGAAAACAAUGUCUUCCAGUUGGUGGCUACUGUGCGCUCCCAGGAGGAGCCCGUCCAGCCGCUUGUGCGGGCUGCUCUGCGCCCGUCCCUGGGCAGCCAGCAACGUAUCCGCCAUAAUCUCCGCGCGUCGGCUCGGGAGUUCCAGCAGGAGGGUCGCUACAGGGUGGUUUCCAGCCGCCGAUCCUCGGGGAUUCCUUCUGGCGGCUUGGAGUCCGAGGACGCACCGAGAAACCCAGAGGCUGCCGUGGAUGCAGGCUUCCAGUUAUUGGACCUGGUACACGAGGAAGGAGACCCAGAGCCCGCCGCCGCGGUCUCCUACAAAACAUGUGAUCCAGAUGUGAUCCUCUGCAAUUCUGUAGAGUUGAUCCGUGAGCGGUUAACUAUAUCUGAAGAAGGAGCAGUAGUCGGGCACCAGGAGGAACAGAAGGACGACUAUGUGUAUGACAUUUACUAUUUGGACAAGGCCACUCCAGGAUGGAUUGAGAAUAUCCUCUCCGUGCAGCCUUACAGCCAGGAGUGGGAGUUGGUGAAUGAUGACCAGCAACCAGAGGACAUUUAUGAAGAUGAAGAUGAUGAGAACAGUGAGAAUAACUGGCGGAAUGAGUAUCCAGAGGAGGAGAACAGUGACGAAGAUGAAGAUUCCAGAGGCUCUGAUGAAUACAGCAGCCUCAGUGAAGAAGAAAGAGACCACAGUAGACCACAGAUAUGGAGCAAAUACCCUCUGGAUGUGCAGAAGGAGUUUGGCUAUGACAGCCCCCAUGACCUGAAUUCAGACUGAUGAUCCUGUGAUAUCCAUGAGGUUUGCCAGCAUGAAAGGUCUGACAGCUUCACAAACUGUACCCACUGCAAAGGGGAUUAACUCACCAGGAGAACGAUUCAAGGAGACGAACAACAAAGACCUGGAGGAAACUAAUUCCACUACAAAGCUCGAGUGCUGGCUUCCCUCCCUUAGAAGGGUUCCCAGGAGAAGUCUGUAUGCAGCAUAGAGGGGAAGAAUGCAGUUACCGUCCAGUAAUGAGGAGGAGGACACGGCUCACUAAGCAAGUACUAGGGCACCUGGGGUGCGAGGUCCCUUGCUUCCCCCAAGAGUCACUGGGAGACAGCAAGUUCCUGAGAUUAGCGGUCAUUUACUUCAAGGUGGAAAGCCAGAGCCUGGGUCAGGGAUCCUCGAGGCAAGCACACUCUGCUUGAAGGAUUAGCUCCAGAGGAUUCCUGGGAUAGGUGCCAGCUUGGCUCAGACAGGAGUCAUGUUUACAUAGUCUGGGCAAAUCAGCCUUUCCAUAAGACUCCCUGUUGUCAGGCAAAUCCCCAACCCAUGACAGCAGGAAUGUAUCCCAUGUUCUCACAGAUGCAUUUCCUGAACCAAAGGCAACUGAGCAUGCUCCCCUAAACUGCAUUUAUUGAAUAAGUAUAACCAAGGUUACUCCCAUGUCUGCAGUUGGGUCCAGUUUGGUGAAGAAUGGUCAGAAAGGUAGAUUGCCUCAUAGUUCUUGUCUUUACCAUUGAUCAGUUUUAAAACCUAAGGACAGUAAGUCCACAGGGCAUGCCAAGCCAGCAAGUUCUUCUGGGUCCAGGAUGACCGUGUCUGGGAGCAUCACAGGACAGUUGUCCAAUCCAGUACAGCCAUGCCGCCCACGAAGGAACAUCCACUAGGCCAAACCUACUGCUCUGGCCCAACUUGGGUGCUCAAGCACAGCCUGAGCACCAGAAUUAGCUGCUUCUGAUCACAGUCUGCUGAAGAGCCUGAUGGAGGCUGGAGUAGCCUUAUUCCCAAAGUCUUCACUGAUCUCCACAGAGAGAAAACAGAAGUCCCCACAGGUACCAAGCUCUUCCUGAGACUGCAGCCCCACCACACCUCAGCCAAGGGGAGGCAGGCAGGAGAGAAGUACAUUGUCCCAGUGAUCCACACCAAGGUGGCUCAGAGUGUAAACAAAGCCUGGUGUCAGGGACAGAAGAGGAGGAGGAGGAUGCAGCCUGGUGUGAGGUUUUCAGAAAAAAGUGACCACUUCUAGCACCAAGGUGGGCUUGCGUGGGUCUGCACAGCAGCCCCUCACACUAGCCCUUACAGAAAGGAACAAGCUACUUGUUGGCUUGGGUCCAGGAGAAGUUCUCUAAGUCAUUGACAGCUGAAAGAAUUCAA
Messenger RNA from Camelus dromedarius (Arabian camel), 2292 nucleotides. It is a transcript of the gene SLC7A6OS, whose product is annotated as solute carrier family 7 member 6 opposite strand. Gene Ontology annotation, biological process: developmental process. The transcript is spliced from 6 exons. The record is from RefSeq and is a predicted model, not a curated record. Lineage: Eukaryota; Metazoa; Chordata; Mammalia; Artiodactyla; Camelidae. Bases 1 to 930 code for a protein of 309 amino acids.